Phytophthora nicotianae INRA-310 is the source of this 1647-nucleotide messenger RNA. RefSeq lists its product as hypothetical. The record is from RefSeq and is a predicted model, not a curated record. Bases 78 to 497 code for a protein of 139 amino acids. The transcript has a single exon. Lineage: Eukaryota; Oomycota; Peronosporomycetes; Peronosporales; Peronosporaceae.
CUCGGUUCGAUCAGCACGGGCCGAACCUCCUCUUAGCACACGCAGUCCUCCUCGGACCUAACGCCCUGUAAAUCUCGAUGCUGGCACCCCCACCACCCACAACGACAAACGAACCAAAGGUGGCUUCCGUAGCUCACCGUCACUUCCUCCCCCGGAAAGACGUCUCGGAUGGUCACUGCCACGACAGUCAGCUCCUUCCCGGUCCGGACCUCAUGAAAACGCGCACAGGGGUUGCAGGAAUGGUUCAGGAGCCGCAGUUUUCCACCCGCAUGGAGGGCGUCAAUACCCACGUACUUGUUACCGGUCGUCUUGGUCUUCAACCCCAGGCGAUACCCGUCGUUCGCAGGUCCGUUCUUGCGUGGGGCGCCAAAGUGUUGGAGACGUCCGAAGUAUUCUCCUAUCACCUCCCCUGCAGGUAUGGCUCCAACUGCUACAACGCCCCGCAUCCCGGUGCGCACGUUGCGGCAGAUCGCCAGGACAGAACUCUCGCGGAGUGAGUUACCGCACACGCCCAUGAAGGGGCAAUUCACGGCGUUGCAGAACCGGUUAGACUGGGCGUUGACGCAAGUAGACGCUAGACACCGAUCCUCGCAUCCGCAGCCCUCUCCUCCGUUGAUGCCCGAGCUGACAGGCGGAAACUUCAAGUCUUGCGGGUUGUACUGAGAAGUGAGGAACAUCACCUCCAGAGGCCACCGCUCCGGCUGCCAUUCGUCACGCGCAGAACGAAGAGACGUGUCCACAAGGAGCUCGAAACCCGGAGAGCUAGCAGCCGAUGCUGGGGCUGGGCGAGGCGUGCUUGCAGGAGUGGCUGCACCCGCUUUCGUCGGGGUAACGAUUACGGUAACGGCGUCUGAAUUGUAGCCUUCAAGAUCCAUAAGCGUUCCGGUGCUCGAAAGUGACCGAGUGCUGGAGAAGGAGCGUGCAGGAGAAGAGGAGUCCCAAGCUUCAGAGAUCGUGGUCCCGCCACUAGAGGCAGCCCCGUCGGUCUGGUCGGCAUCUGGAAGGGUGGUUAGCUCGAACUCGGACAGGGGGCGAGCUUGAAUGGUGGCGGAUUCGGGUACGAGCCGGUGGGCAAAGGUGCGGCCCGAUCGUAGCCACGGCAUCGAGCGUCCUGGCCAAGUGUUACCCCCUGCCGUUAAAGCGGGUAUAGCGCUCGAAUUCUCUGCGGUCCUUGAGGAGCCAUCUGCAGCAUUAUCACAAGUUAGUGAAGCCUCUACUCGACUCAACAGGAGAAUCUUACCAGAUCCUAGUGGCUGCAACGCGCGCGUCCGGAGAUCGAAGACGUCCAACGACGACGCCAGCGCACCAGAGUCUGUUUUCUGACGCUUGGGGACGGGCGAUGGCAGGCUGUCUUCAUGACGACAGCGCUCAACAACAGGAGAUCUUGAUCUCUUCAUCGGGGUGUCUGGAUAUACAAAGGUAAAGGUUAGUACAACCAGAUCUACUCGAAAUCGAGGACACAGACGCACAUGUCAGCAGCCCGUAGAAAUUUCUACCCGAUUCAGGUCGACGGCGUGAAUUUAAAAAUGCGUAUGAAGUGGCGAGUUCGCGCGCGAUUUUCGCGCCCAGCGACCGCAGAAGAUCGCGCAACUUCAAUUUGAAUAAAAGUCUCCUCUUAAGGGUGAAGUCUGUGUCGAUAGUAAAAAC